Molecule: messenger RNA, 2256 nt
Organism: Strongyloides ratti
Lineage: Eukaryota; Metazoa; Nematoda; Chromadorea; Rhabditida; Strongyloididae
Product: Nose resistant-to-fluoxetine protein, N-terminal domain-containing protein
Exons: 4
Coding region: 1-2256 (751 amino acids)
Molecular function (GO): acyltransferase activity, transferring groups other than amino-acyl groups
Source: RefSeq, a predicted model, not a curated record
AUGAGAAUAUUUUUUAUUAUAAUAUUUUUAUUUAUUAUAUUAUAUAAUAGUUGUUAUGGAUGUAUAUUAUGUCAUAAAUAUACACCUAAACCUCCAGUUCCAUUGGAUGAAUUUAGAUUACCAUCUAUUGAAUUUUUACUUAGUGUAAAAGAUCAAGUAAUUGAAUAUUGUGAUGAUACUUCAGUAUUUAAUUUAACAAUCAAUUGUGAUAGGCAAAUAAAACAAUUAUCUUGUGCUGUAAAAGAAUUAUGGAAUUAUGUAAGUAAAGAAUGUCCACAAAAUGAAAAUGAAUGUAAAAAAUGUCAAUUAGAGAAGGCAAAACAAUAUAUGAAAAAUAGUUGGUUUUUAGCAUGGUUUGAUUCAAUUGGCAAGAUGCCUUCUGGUAUCUCUGAUGGAAAUUAUCAUUGGUUAGGUGAUUAUGAACAAUGUGCUUUAUUAAGUGAAGGAAAUUAUUUUGAAUCAAGAUAUUGUAUGGUUAAAUUUGAAUUAAAAGGUGAUAUAAAACAAUUUGAUGAAGAAUGUCAUACUUCAACACAUUAUGAUGCACCAAAUAUAAAAUUAGGUAUAUGUACACCAGCAUAUUGUACAUCAGAAGAAUCUAAAACUAUUUUAAAAUCAUUAGCACCUAUGCCAAUAGAAAUUAAUUGUGAACCAUUACCACAAUUAUCAACAAAAUCAUUUAUUUUUAUAUUUAUAUUUUGUCUUUGGAUUUUAUUUGUCUUUACAAUGUCAAUUUUUGAACAAUCUGAAGUUGAUGAAAUAUUACAUCUUAAAUAUAUAACUAAUGCUGUAUCAAUAAAAAAAAAUUUUAGACAAUGUUUUUCAACAAAACGUCCAUAUGAUAAGAUGCAUAUAUUAGAUGGUAUUCAAUUUUUAUCAUCAUUAUUUCUUAUAAUUGGAAAUGUUUUUAAUAUUAUGGCACCAUACAUGGAAAAUGUUGGAUUUUUAUAUUCAUUUAAUAAAAUGUUAAUAGCACAACCAAUUAUUAAUUAUCUAUAUCAUGUUGAUGGUCUUCUAGUACUUUCAGCUCUUUCAACAACACUAAAACUUCAUGUUCAUGUUAAUUCAAUAAAAAAUACGAUACAAUUAAUUUUAGAUAGAGCUAUAAGAAUAUUUCCAAUUUAUGCAUUUAUUCUUUGUUUUACAACAUUUCUUUUUGCAAGACUUGGAAAUGGUCCAAUGUGGUCACAUAGUUUGAUGGCUGAUAGAUGUGAAAAAGAAUUUUGGAAAGAGUUAUUAUUUAUUAAUAACUUUUUUGGUUAUCAAGAAACUUGUUUAGAUGGAUCAUAUUUAAUUGCCAAUGCAGCUCAACUUUUUAUAAUUUUAAUGAUUUUAUUAUAUAUUAACAAAAAUUUUCCAAAAGCAACAAUAUAUACAUCUUUAUUUUUAAUUAUUUCAUCAAUUACAUAUACAUUUAUUAUAACAAUUAUAUAUAAAACACCUCCAGCAUUGAUACCAACACAUUUAUUUGUUGAAAAUAAUGGUACAGAAGAUUAUAUUAAUAAAAUUCUCGUUCAACCAUACUCACAUAUAGGACCAUAUUUUGUUGGAUUUUUAUUUGCUUUAUUUAUUAUCAAUGAAUCAUUCUCAAAAGUAGUUGAUAUUUUAUUAUAUAUUGGUGUUUUAAUAAUAGCAAUUUUGGUAAUUUAUACUCCAUAUUUAUUUAUUAUAUCUGGUAUUGAUAAAUCAUGGAAUAUUUUAUUUUCAGUAUACUCAACUUUUUCAAAUAUAUUAUGGUCAGUUGUAUUAUUAGUUUUAAUUUAUUUACUUGAUAAAAAAAGUAAUUUGAUUAGUGUAUUUUUAUCAUGGCGUAUCUUUUAUCCACUCUCAAAAUUAUCCUAUGUAAUUUUUAUGAUUUCUGAACCUGUUGCUUUAUACUACUUUAGUUCUCUUCAUAGACCAUUUCAUGCAACAACAAUGGCAUAUUUAUCUGUUACACUGGGAAUUGUUGUGGUAUCUAUAGUAGUCUCAGCAUUAGUUGAUGUUUUUGUUUCUCGACCAAUUAGAAAUAUUUUUAAAUUUUCUGAACGAAGAAGAUUUUUAACAAAAAGUAAUUCACUAGUAAGUCAGGAUGAAAAUUAUGAUUAUGGUGUUGAGAUGUCAAUAUAUAAAAAAAAUAGAAAACCAUUAGAUUUACAGAGAAAAGAAAUUAAAAAAGUUCAUGGAAAGGAGGGUGAUAAAUUGAAGCAUCAUAAAGGAUGCCCAGAUUAUGAGUCAGAUGUCGAUGAUAUAUCUAUUAUUGAACAUGAACAUUAA